AUGUCAUACUGCCUGGGACGGGUUGUCUCUAAAUCCUGGCGAUCAAUCCAGGGUUGUCGCCAACUUCCCCGUCCGCCUCGAUCGCUUCCCCAGAGGCUUCCAUCUCGGAGCUUUCUUUCACGACCGCAUAGCUUCCCCGAGCUCAGCUUCGACUCUCUGCCAUUCAAACAACAACGCUUAUUCUCCUCAACGACCCCGUCGCAUACAAUCCCGUCCCUCCGUGCCGAGGAAUUCCUUCCUGUUUGCUGUCCUGGAUGCGGAGCCUAUUCGCAAACCCUCGAUCCUGAAGAAGCUGGAUACUACGGUGAAGCUAGAAAGCAGACGCGGAAAUUCCUCUCGGAGGCAAGAAAAGAGACCCAGUCCACGUCGGAGAGCGCACCCAAACCAGAGCAUGAUGUCCUUUUCGAACCCGGGUUCGCGCCCCAGAGCGAAGAUUCAGAACAGUUACCUACAUUCACACAUGUCUGCGAUAGAUGCCACGACCUGUUACACCACAACAAGGCAAUUCCCGCCGUCUCACCGACGAUUUAUUCUAUCCGAGCACUCCUCGACGAAUCCCCGCAUAAACAUAACCGCAUUUACCACGUCAUAGACGCUGCGGAUUUCCCGAUGUCUCUGGUCGAUAAUAUCUACGAAGCUCUUUCCCUGCAGGACCAGCGCUCGCGAAACCGACGCGCAGGUUUGUAUCAAUACAAAGGGGGGAGAAAAUUGCCAACUAUUUCCUUCAUCAUCACGCGAUCCGACUUGCUCGCGCCGACCAAGGAGCAGGUGGACUCGAAAAUGGACUACGUGCGCUCUAUUCUCCGCGACGCUCUGAAGUCACAGAGUGGGGACUAUCGUCUGGGCAAUGUCCAUAUGAUUAGCGCACACCGCGGUUGGUGGACUAAGACGGUCAAGGAGGAGAUCAGCGAGCAUGGAGGCGGUAUUUGGGUGGUUGGGAAAGCCAAUGUUGGAAAAAGCAGUUUCAUAGAGGCUUGCUUCCCCAAGGAUUCGAAGACUUUGGAAAAAUUCGCGGAGCUGGUUGAACGUCGCCGAGAGGAGGAGAUGCUUAUCUCCAAACCGAUUCAAACAUCGACGCCGGAUUCCGACGGUCUCCUGCCUCCAGCCCCUCGGGAGGAACAGUACCCUAUCCUUCCAGUUGUAUCGUCACUCCCUGGUACUACCGUUUCACCCAUUCGUAUCCCGUUUGGUCGUGGCAGAGGGGAGAUGAUUGAUCUCCCUGGGCUAGAGCGCACUGAAAUAGCCAACCAUGUCGUGGACUCGCACAAGCGUGACUUGAUAAUGACCAAGCGGAUCAAACCUGAGCGUCACAGUAUUAAGACGGGCCAGUCGUUGCUUCUCGGGGGCGGACUUGUUAGAAUCACCGCGGUGAACCCUGACCAUGUGGUGAUGGCCGCCUGUUUCCUUCCGAUUGAAGCCCAUAUCACCAAGACCGAAAAAGCGAUCGAGAUGCAAGCGCAACAGCGCCAAUAUCCCGGUGACAACAUCGUGAAGGAAGGCAGUGGAGACACCAUUGCAUCUGCCGGUGUGUUCGACCUGAAAUGGGACGUGACUCAAUCGCAUCUGCCGAUCUCGAUAGCCAAAGCGAUGCAAGACAAAGGAAUUCAGCCUCCCCGCUUGCCUUAUAGAGUGAUGUCAACUGACAUCCUAAUCGAGGGAUGUGGGUGGGUCGAGCUCACAGUCCAGGUACGAGCUAAUGCCGAUGGCAACGAGUCUCCAAGGUCCUCGCCGCAAGUCGAGGUCUUCAGUCCCAACGGCCAACACAUCGGUUCGCGGAAGCCAAUCGAAUGCUGGCGUUUCACCGCAGAGAAGAAUUCAUCUGACAGGCGCAAAAGAGCAUCGCGGGGUCGACAGAGCAUUGGCCAGAAGAAGCGCGCUCGUUCUUCGUCGUGA
Molecule: messenger RNA, 1893 nt
Organism: Aspergillus melleus
Lineage: Eukaryota; Fungi; Ascomycota; Eurotiomycetes; Eurotiales; Aspergillaceae
Exons: 2
Coding region: 1-1893 (630 amino acids)
Cellular component (GO): mitochondrion
Source: RefSeq, a predicted model, not a curated record